AUGAAUAUUUCUUUCAGCGAAUUUGAAGAAGCAGAAUUCAAAGAUUUAUAUGAGAAUUUUUCAGAAACAGCUCAAUAAUUAACUUCAGCACCAGAUGAAAUUAUGUUUAUUGAUGAUUUAGUGUUAGGAGUGCAUAUAACAUAUGAUGAUGUACUAAAAUUAAACAAUGAUGGAAAAAUGAAUUUUAAAAGCAUGAUCUACUUUAUCAAUUACCUAUAGAAGCGUUCUAAAACAGUAUAUCAAUAUUACUUAGCAUAUUAAAAAUAAAUGCUUGAUCUUGUGGAUAAAUUAAAUCCUUUGUUAAGAAAGAAUUAACAAAAAGGUGAUCCAAUAGGUUAUAUUCUUAUAUUUUUUUGGAAUGAUAGAUGGGUGAGUGGAAUUUAUAAUCUAAAAACAACGGUUUUAGAUAUAGUGGAUUUAUAGAAAAAUAAGACAAAGGAUGAUUUAAAAAAAUCAUAUGAACAGUUACUAAAAAAAACAGGAUUGGCAAAAGUACCAUUCAAAACUGUGAAUUAUAUAUAUUAGGAAGAUAAAGCAACAGAUGGAGGAAUGUAUGUAAUAAAUUAUCUGUAUUAAACAAUUGUAAAAGGCCAAGCAUAUGUAAAAUUAUAGCCAAAUGAUAAAGCAAAAUUGAAAAAUCAAUUGUUAUGGUUGUUUUUUAGAGGAGAAAAAUCAUAGCAUAUUGAUUAUCCUCCUUUGCCAUCUCUAGCAUAAUGGAAUGAAAAUGAAGUUAAAUAAUAUUAGAAGUCUAAUUUAGAACCAUUUUUAACAGGCUAUUGGACAGGAAUAGAAGUAUAAUCAGAUGAUUUUGAAUAAUUAUAAAAAAAUGGGAAAUCAAAACCUCAUAUGAUGGCAUUUUGGUUAUCAUAUUUAUAUUAUUUUGAUUUAUAGAGUAAAAAUCCUUUAAUUCCAUUUUUUGUAGUAGCAAAUGGAGAGGAAAUAUGUGAAGAAUUUGAAGUAAUAUUUAAACCAAGGAGAAGAUAAGGUACCGAAAAUCAUAGAUUAAUAAUCUUGUAAUAUUUAAAAAGUGCUAGAUGGGUAUUUGCUAUAUAUCACAUGAUUUAAAAGUCUUUAGAUAUUGUAGAUUUAUAACAUAAGAAUAUUACUAAAGAUGAAUUGAAAAAUUCAUUUGAUAAAUUAAUAUCUUCUCUAGUUACAUAUAGUAAUCCAACUCCUAAUUAUAUAUUGCAAAGUUAUACAGAUGGUUCAGAUGGCACAGAAUAUGUUAUAAAUUGGCUUUGGUAAUAUAUUUAAGGCACUGUCCUUCCUGAUAAAAUUAAAUUUGGUUUUUCAGAAAAAAGAUAAUUAAGACCUAAAUUAGUAUGGGCUUUAAUUAAAUUAUAAUCAACUGUUAUUUCAAGUUAAAAAUCAAUAUAAAUAUCUUCAAAAAAGAAAAUAACAAUUUAACAAACUCCUUAAACUCCUCAAACACAACCUCAAUAAAAUGAAACUUAAAAUACUCCAUCUUAAGCUGGAGGAGGUAGAUUUGGUCGAUUUAGAAAUAAUACUAAUACUAAUAAUGAAACACCAUUAUAAACACCACAAUAAAAAUCAAGUAGAAAUUUAGAAGAAUAAACACCUUAAUAAAAAAAAACUUUUGUCAGUUCAUUUAGAAAUAGAUAAUAAACAGCUACAUAAUAAUCGCCUAUGAAUUCUCCAUCAAAAUCAGUUGCUUCUGAUUAAAAGUCUGAAUAGUAAGAACCAGUUUCAAAAAAAUCAUCCUUAUUUAGUAAAAGCAAACCUUAAUCUGAUUAAUCACCUAAAUCUUAAACAAGUGAAACAUCAAUUUAAUUAGCUAAACCAGCUACAAGAACUUUUACAGGAAAAAAAACUGUACUUUAAUCUGGAACAAAAAUAGGUACAAAUAAAAAUAGUUCUACUCUUCAUAAUUAGGAACCAAUAAUUGAAACAUAAAGAAGCGAAGAAUAUGAUGAAGAAGAAUUUUCAGAUUUAUUUAAUAAAAAGAAAAAGUCUAUAGAUAAUCCAUAAACAUAUGUUGAGAAUUAAGAUAGAUUAGCAAGAAUUCAAGAAGAAUUGACUGAAUAUUAUCAUGAAUUAAUUAAUGAUGAAGUUGAUAAAGAUUUAGAAAUUUAAAAAUUACAAGAAGUUUUUAGAAUUAAUGGAAAAAUAAAAUAAUUUUUAGACUAAAGAAAAAAAAUGACUAUUGAUGAAGUAUUAGCUACUGUACAAAAUAAAAGUAACAUAAAUCAAAGUGUUGUUUAUAAUUCUAAUCUAUAAAAUUAUAGUACUGUUUUACAUGAUGAUUAAUCAAUUUUAAGAAUGAUAAAUGAAAUGAUUUAAGGAGAAGAGAAUGAAGAAUCUCUUUAAAAUACUCUUUUAAAAAGAUAAGAUUAUUUAUUAAAAUAAAUGGAUCAAAUGGACAUAAGUACUCCAAAUGUUGAUUAUGAAUUUCCAAAAACAAAAGAAGAAAAUUCUUCAAAAAAUUAAUCAACUAUUUUACCAACCAUAAGAAGAAAUACUUCAGAAUUAUUUCAAAAAAGUAAUACAGCUGCAAAAAGAUAUGGAAUGAAAAUUGAAGUUCCUAUGAUGUAAUAAUUUUAUAAGGAUGGUAAAGUUAAUAAUUUGGUAUUUAAUUUUUUAUUAAAAUUUUUUGAAGAAAAAUUAAAACAUUAACGUAAAAACAACGUUUUAAAUCAUUAUAAUACUAAUAUUAAGUUAUUUCCUACUCAAUUUUAUCAAACAUUAUGUUUUAAUUUAAUCCAUUCUACUUUUCGAAUAAAUUAUUUUGAAGCUAAUUAAUUUACUUUUGAAAAUACAGGAUAAGAUGAAACUAUUUUUGAUGUUUUUGAUUGGUUAGUUGUUCCAAUUGUAGAAUAUCCUACUGAAUAUUCAGUUGUUUUUGUAAAUCUAAAGAGAAAGACAUGUUAUUGCUAUUUGCUAUCUUCACUUUCAUUAAGAAUUAAGGAUCCAUAAUAUAUAAAUCCAGAGAAGAAUCCUUAUAUGAAAAAUGUCAUUGCUUUUUUAUCAUAUGAAUUUGAAAUCAAAUUGAAGAAACCUAGAGAAGAAUUAGGGAGAUUUAGUUAUUAAUUUGGAGUUGUUAAUGAUACUUAAAAUAUUGGUUACAGUUUGAAUUAUGAUCACAGUGGAUUAUAUGCAUUAUAUAUCAUACUUCAUUUAGUCAAGCAUGGUCAUAAUUAAGAAAUUGUUGUUGAUUAAUACUAAAUUUUAACUUUAAAAAAGGCUUUCCAUGAUUUAAUUGUUAAAAUUGGAUAUAAUGAAGAUGAUAAUUUAUUUCAUCUUUUAGAAGAAAAUUAAUUUCCAUUUUGA
Molecule: messenger RNA, 3288 nt
Organism: Paramecium sonneborni
Lineage: Eukaryota; Ciliophora; Oligohymenophorea; Peniculida; Parameciidae
Source: the annotation of a GenBank genome assembly